AAGAGAAAAUCGAGGCGAUAAUAAGCGCAGCGGAGGAGCAUGUUGCGGUUAAGUUAAAAGAGGUCGAAGUUCAGUACGAAGAACAGCUGGAACAAAUGCGACUUAAAAUGAAGUACAAAAACAAAUGUUGAAGCAAUUCCCACCUCCGAGAACUUUUAUGUUCAUGGUCAACAACAGCAGCGUCGACCGGAAGAUAGCCGUAUGUCAUAAAUCAAAAUGGCGGAUCUCAGUGAUACAAAUUCGCAUGAAAUGACAGAGAAUAAUGUUUCAAAACGGUGUAAUAAUCAGUGGGUCAGACUCAAUGUUGGUGGAACGUACUUUUUAACAGCCAAGACAACAUUAGCGAGAGAUCCAAACUCGUUUCUCUAUCGACUCUGUCAAGAGGACUCGGAUUUAAUAUCGGACAGGGAUGACACAGGAGCUUAUCUCAUAGAUCGUGACCCGAAAUACUUCAGUCCCGUAUUAAAUUACCUGCGUCAUGGGAAACUUGUUAUUAACAAAGACCUCGCUGAAGAGGGUGUCCUUGAAGAAGCUGAAUUCUACAACAUCACUGAACUCAUUCGUCUUGUUAAUGAGAGAAUCAUGUUGAGGGACACUCGACCGCAGCGAGACUCAAAGAAGCACGUAUACAGAGUAAUUCAAUGUCACGAGGACGAAAUUACUCAAAUGGUCUCGACAAUGUCCGAUGGAUGGAAAUUCGAGCAGCUCAUUAAUAUUGGAUCUCAAUACAAUUAUGCCAAUGACGAUCAUGCAGAAUUUUUGUGCGUGGUGAGCAGAGAGUACGGAGCGAGUCAAUUGAGCUGUAAGGAGCAAGAAUCAACGGACCGAGUCAAGGUCCUGCAGCAGAAGGGUUCGCGCAUGUAAUCACUUUCCUGCCCAGUCCCUUCCUCUACCUCUCCUGAAAAUCUAGACCGACUACGCAGCAACAAGAUGAAGACUGUUUUACCUUAUCCAAUUCUUUCUCUCUUCGUUUCCGUUUUUUUUUCUCUCAAUCUUUAUUUCAAAGUUUUAUCGAGUAAGAAUUAUUCACCCAAGUAAAAAAGAAGAAUCCACGCGAAGAAUCGAUGUUGACGAGUACAUGGGUGAAUGUACAAAACCAGAAGUGUAAGAGAUCAGAGCGACAUGUGAAACAUUAAGUUGGAACGAGAGAUAAAGAGUAUUUUUUAUUCGUUAAACAUUAUUUAGUAUUGAAUAAAUACAUGACAUUGUAUACCGAAGGCUAUGAAAAAAAAAAAAACAUUUAAUACGGUUGUACUUGGCGGUUCACUGUGUUUUUGAUCUUUCUCUCUCUCUCUCUUUCUCUCACCAUCGACCUAUUUAUAGAUUCACAAAAACAAAGACCAUGGAGUCUCAACAAAUUUAUCGAAUUCUGCCUUAACACCAUUUAUAAUCAAUCAAAAGGAGCAUUCUUUGUCCAACGACCAAUACUCAUUCGAAACAUCAUAGGGAUUUGCAUCUCUACAAAAUAAUUUGAAAACGACAAUAGCAUUUACGAAAAUGUAAAAAACAAAAAAGAACGAAAAAAAACGAUGUCUUGAAUACAAAUGUCUAUACAAUUAUACGAUUACGAAUUUCCGGUUGUGUAUAGAUAAUUGUUUUUGUACGAAAUUAUAUGUACAGGGUUAAUUGUUAUUGUUGUUUUUCUUUUAAUUGAAUUUUUUUUUUUUUUCCAAUUCCAAUUUGAUUUAUCGUUUAAUUUGCAUUCUUUACGUAAGGGGAUAUCUAAAUUACUUACCUUCGCACUGCCGCAUACGAAAGAGGGAUAUAAAAUAAUGUAACAUUUGUAAUAUUUAGACCAAUGCCUUGCAUAGUCAGGGUUCUUCUUGUUUAAUUGUUUUUUCUUUUUUUUCGUCAAAAGAAAUAACAAAUACGAGACAAGAGCCGUGAUCGUCGAUUAUAUAUUACAUGUAAUAUACAUUAUAUAUAAAUAUAUAUGUAACGUUCACCCAACAAUGACACUAUAGAAAAUAUAUAUAUAUGAACUUAAUCGUUAGCCCAACGAGGAUCAAUAAAAACUAUAUAAAUAAAACUAUCACGUAGAGGAGAUUAAAUGUUAUUUGUAAUAAUUGAAAGUGUUCUCAUGAUAAAAGAUCAUCAUUGAAUUUUGUUAAUUGUUAUUGAAGGAAUGAGCAACAUUGAGAAUGAAAAAGAAACGAUGUUGAUGGUGUUAGAGUCUGCAUCGUUCGAGCGUAACGAAAUUUCGCACUGUGUCGAACUUUUAGGUUAACGAAAUUUUUCUAAAUUGACAUUUCAACGUUGUUACUGUCGGUGGGUUUGUAACUACUACUUUAGACUACAUUUGCAUCGAAAUAAUAUGUAGGGAUAUAGUGCAGAAAUUUUAUUACAUGUCAUCGAUGCAGAUUUUAACGUCAUGUAAUAUAAAAAACGAACGUCGUUGUAAGAGUACUUUGGUCUUCGAUAUUCAUCGUAUUUGCCGAUAAAUUUAGCUUCAUUCACGAGUUUUAUCGGUGUUCUUGUGAUACGAACGAAUAUUGGAACGUUCGAGCGAUUGGAGAAAAAUCUGUGACAAGAUUUUUGGUCAAUUGUCAUAGGCCUACGGUAUAAUGAGCCCAGGACAAUAUACGUCAUAUUAUAGAUGAAUCAUAAUUAUAGUUUGUACGUUGGAAACAGCAGGCACACACGAAUAUCUCAACGUAUGAGAAAACAAAUAAAUGUAAAUCAAGUGCCGGAAUGACGCGUCCGAGGAGCUACGAUUUUCUGCAGAGUACAACAUCAUCGAUCAACGCCAUCGUCGAAUAAUAAUAAUAAUAAUAAUAAUAAUAAUAAUAAUUCGCAAUCAUAUGUUACGAAGGUUCAAACAGAACGAGCGAGAACAAAAGGGGAACGAUUUUUGCACGCGGCUGUAACGAUAUGUAACAAUAUUUUGCAAAUUGUUCAUAUAGAACUGCGGAUUUUGUAUCUCACUAUUUGUGCAACAAUCUUGCACGUCCCCUUCCUAAAGGAAAAGAAAAUCCCUUCCACCCUAAAAACAUAUUUUUAACGAUUCACUCAUUAGGUCAAAAAUAAGGGUGAAUUUAUCAAUAACGAUAUAUUGAUAUUCGCUCACUUUAUUCAUACAUAAAACGAUAUUCAAGUCAUACGUUAUUUGUUUUUAUGUUUUCUCAUUAAUAAACGAGCAUUUGUACUUUCAUAGACAUUUUUAAAGAUCUUUGACUAUACUUGAUGUUUUUUCGCUAGGCGUAAAACAAUUGUAUUUUUACCUUUUGAGAAAAUCUUUUAAUACGAAGAGGAAAGAAAAAAUAUAAAAAAUUUAUCUUAAGACGGUUUAGAAUCGUUCUCGACUAAAUUUUGAUCUGUAUACAAUCAUUUGGAUCAGGCUAAAAAAAAAUCUUUUUCAUUUGGUGGAGGAGAGGAUCCGUCCUCUUGUCUUCUAUAGUGAAAAAUAAUAUAAAUAGCGAUAGAUUCAAGACAAAACCUACAAUAGAGAAAACAGUGUUCAACACUGAUAUUACACGAAUAAUCACAAUUAUUAGAAACCUCACACUUAUCCUGUAAAACAACCACCUACGAAAUAAUCACAACAAAAGUAAAAAAAAAAUCUUCAACUAAUCAACUUACAAUGAAGUGUUUGCUAUUGAAUAAUGCGCUCACAUGACGGCGAAACACGGAUAAUAUUAGUAUUGUAUGAGUAAAAGAAAAAAAAACUGAAAAAGUUAACAGAGCUCUUUGGAGUUUGCUAUAUUUAGUAAGUGCAACUUUUGGUUUCUCUUUUUUCUUUUAAUUCUCACAAUAUUUACCAUUUUAGUCUACGAUUAGAAUAAUUGGUCCACCAUUUUAUGGGAAACUCUUGCGAGAAUAAAACAAUAUGUUUCCAUCAGUUGUAACUUAAAGUAAAUAAAGACUUUAUUGUACAACUUU
Messenger RNA from Venturia canescens, 3879 nucleotides. It is a transcript of the gene inc, whose product is annotated as BTB/POZ domain-containing protein inc. The transcript has 5 exons. Gene Ontology annotation, biological process: proteasome-mediated ubiquitin-dependent protein catabolic process; protein homooligomerization. Gene Ontology annotation, cellular component: cytoplasm; Cul3-RING ubiquitin ligase complex. Gene Ontology annotation, molecular function: cullin family protein binding. The record is from RefSeq and is a predicted model, not a curated record. The coding region runs from base 217 to 864 and encodes 215 amino acids. Lineage: Eukaryota; Metazoa; Arthropoda; Insecta; Hymenoptera; Ichneumonidae.